Molecule: messenger RNA, 1596 nt
Organism: Solanum tuberosum (potato)
Lineage: Eukaryota; Viridiplantae; Streptophyta; Magnoliopsida; Solanales; Solanaceae
Exons: 2
Coding region: 700-1137 (145 amino acids)
Source: RefSeq, a predicted model, not a curated record
CCCUUUUAUUAAAAGCCAACUAAAAGAAGAAGAAAAGGAAAGAAAUAUCUCUUCCAUAUUCCUUGCCUUCCAUCACUUUCCAGCUGUUUGAGAAUUUGGGUUUUUGGAUCCAAAGCCUUCUUUUCUCUCUCUAAAUCUUGAAGUCCAUCUGUCUGUCUAAGCUUUCAUCCAGAUCAGUCACAAAAAAGAAUUACCUUAAAUUCUUAAAAAUUGACAUCUGGAGAGCUGUAAAUGGACCAAUUUCCUGUUAUUCAUAUCCCAGAGUGAUCUCUUUUGAGGCAUAGAAAUUGAAGCGUUUGAGAGCUAAAAAAGGAGAUAAAUUUGGGUGUUUCAAGUGAUGAAUGGAAGCCAUCUGGAUUUUUCCUAUUAUUUAGUAUGAUAUGAACUUAAACGAAGAAGUGAGGAUUCAUAUAGCGACCUCAACUUGUUUGGGAUUGAGUCAUAGUUGUUGUUGUUGUUGUUGUAUAAAGAUUGAAGCUUUGGUGAGCUAAAAGGAGGAGAUAAUUUUGGGUAUUGGUUCAAAUAAUCAAUAGGGUCAUAUGGUUUUUUCCUCUUAUUUAGUAUAAUCAAGAAGUGGGAUUCAUAUAGCCGACCUCAACUUGUUCGUGACUGAGGCGUAGUUGUUCUUGUUGUUGUACAAAGAUUGAAGCUUUGGUGAGUUAAAAAAAGAGAUAAUUUUGGGUGUUUCAAAAAGAUCAAAUGGGGUCAUCUGGUUUUUUCCUCUUGUGUAUGCUUCAUUCUAUGGUGGCCUUAACUUCUGGAGCUUUGAUGAUGUUUUAUAGCAAUGAGGUAUUUAUAUUUAGCCAUGGAAGAGAGCGUGCGAGUAAGCUUUUUGGAUCGACACCGCAUGACCAAUUGAUAAUCCAAACAUCAGAUUCAUUCUCUGGUCUGCUUUUAUUUGCCAUUGGUUUUUUCUUGUUCAUGGUGGCAUUUGUUAAAGACAGAGAGUUUCACAAUUUCUUUGCUAAGGGAUGUGUCCUCCUUCAUAUAGCUAUGGCUGUUUGGAGAAUUUACUUUGAGAGGAAGCUUGAGGAGGAUCUCGGACACGAUUGGCUGAGAUUGGUUGUUGCUGACAUUGCUUUAGGACUUUCUUGGGUUUUCUUUCUCGUGUAUUCUUGGAGAGAGAAGUAUGAUUAGUCUUCGUUCGUCCCUUCGAGGGAUGAUACAGAGAAGAUUAGCAUGACCCUUGUUCAAGGAUGACAAAAACAAAUCAGAGAAAAGUGUGAUUAGUCUAUGUUGCCUUACUUCCUUUGUUUCAUAUAUGGAUCUUGUGGUUGCCAUUUUCAUGCCUUGAAGGGACACACAUUUGAGUCCAUAUUUAGAUGUUUAGAUGAAAAAAACUGUCUUUGUUCAAGUAUCACUCAACUACAUCGCAAUUCCGAACUAGUUGGAUUUGGCUAAAGAAUCUGAAAGUUUGCAGACUGAAAUCUGCUCUGCAAGAAGUUAGGUUUUGAACACAACCAGAUUGUGCUUCUUUGCUUUAAUCUUGUAUAGUACUUUCUUCCUUUUCUAUUUUUGUGGACAAUUCUUGUAAAGUGCUUCAUUUACUUGUGUAAGUUUCUGUUGAUAGAAUGAGAUGUGUUUGUGAUCUCCUGA